ACUUCUCACUUGCCAUUUCACGAUGCGCGGUCUCCUCAUUUGCUGCCUUGUGGCUUUGGCUGCAAGCCAAAGUCUUCGAUACGAUGUCAGCCUUAACCCCAAGAAAACGUACGAGUACAAGUAUGAGGGAGUGGUGAACUUCGGACUUGGCAUGCCAAACCUCGCAGAGUCUGGCGUGAGAAUAACGUGCAGAGCCAAGAUCACAGGAGUGUCAGAGAAAAUGUUUCUCCUUCAGGUCUCAGAGUUGGCCUUCUACGAGUACAACGGCUUCCCUGGGAAAAACGGCUACGACGCUUCUCCAAAACUCACCAGACGCAUCGCGGCCCAGCUCGCCAAACCCAUCCUGUUCGAAUACAGCGCCGGACACAUCGGCGACAUCCACGCCUCUGCGGAGAUCUCUACCACCGUUGUCAACAUCGUAAGAGGGAUGCUCAGUUUCUUUCAAGUCACUGUGAAGACCACACAGCACAUCUAUGAGCUGGAGGAGAUUGGAAUCCAUGGCAAGUGUCAAAGUAACUAUGCCAUAGAGGAAAACGAGGAGACAAAGGAAAUGAACAUCACUCAGGUGGUAGACGUCACAAACUGCAGGGAGAAAGCGGCCAUGUACACGGGAAUGGCAACCGCUGUCGUGGACAAGCUGGCCAAACAGAGAGGAGAAUCUAUCGUUUCGACGGUGAGAUAUGUUUACACAGUCAAGCCGACCGCAGAGGGAGGGCUCAUUACCAAAGCUCACGGCUUGGAGAGGCAGCACUUCAGUGCCUUCAAUGUGAAGGGGGGUUCUUUCAAGAUGCAAGCCAUGAAGGAAAUGGAGCUGCUCAGUGUGAGCGAUGUGGCAAGCAUCAUCACUUAUGGGCCGAUGGAAAGCAAAGGCAACAUUGUUUAUAAGUUUGAAGAUGUGGACAAUAGAUUUCCCAUCAUGUUUCAGAACGUAGAGGACCCUAAAACAAAGGCUGUUGAAUUGAUUAAGCGACUGGCUGAAGCUAACAUUCACCACGUUGAGAGUAAAACUACAGAGGAAAUCAUGAAGCUGUAUCAGCUGAUGCGGCUGAUACCCUCCGAAGGACUGGAUACCAUGUGGAAGCAAUUUUCAGGGAAUCCAGAGUACAGACGUUGGUUUUUAGACGUGAUUGUUGAAAUUGGCGAUGCCAGAGUCCUUAAAUUCCUGGAAAAUAGAUUUAAAGCAAGAGAUUUGUCUCCAACUGAAGCCUGGCAGACCGUCCUUAUGGUUUUUGAACAUCUCAAGGCUCUUCCUGAACUGGUUGAGAUGGCUAAAGUCUUUUUUGGGAUGCCUUUCAGUAAAUCAGACACCUAUGUGUGGCAGAGUGUGGUUCUUUCUUAUGGCUCACUGGUGUACAAACACUGUUCAUAUUACACGCCGUGUCCGACAACUGCAAUUCAGCCACUGCUGGAAAUGGCCCAGGAGGCACUGAGGAGCGGCAACAAGGAGGAGAUGGUGGUCGCUCUGAAAGGUCUCGGGAACGCCGGUCAUCCGGGCAGCAUCAAGACCAUCAUGCGGUUCCUCCCCGGAGUUGCUGCCACCCCUGUAGAACUGCCCGCCCGUGUGCAGAGCGCUGCCGUGCAGGCUAUGAGACUCAUCGCUCAAAGAGACCCCCACAGUGUCCAGGAUAUCACUCUGAGUGUGUUCCUGCAGAAGAAGGUUUCAACAGAUAUACGCAUGCUGGCCUUUAUGAUUCUCUUUGAGACAAAGCCAUCAAUGGCUCUUGUAUCUACAGUGACAACACAUCUCCUGGAGGAAAAAGACCUUCAUGUAUCUAGCUUUGCAUAUUCUUACUUGCAGAGUUUGGCUCAGUCUAGAACUCCGGACAAUCACUUUGUCUCGAUUGCCUCCAGCCUGGCUGUGAAAAUCCUCGCCCCUAAAUUUGGUCGCCUAAGCUAUCAUUACAGUAAAGCAAUGCACAUGGACUGGUUUAAUGAUGAUUUCCUUGCUGGAACGACUUCAGAAUUAUUCAUGCUUAGGAGUGCAGCUAGCAUGUUUCCCACUGAAAUCAUGACCAAGGGAAAAUUUCACUUCAUUGGUAGAAUUGUGCAAUUACUGGAGUUGGGUAUGCGUGCAGAUGGACUGAAGGAGCUAUUUACCAGGAGUAACCCUGGAUUUCAGGGAAAUCUUACCCUUAGCAACUUUCAGACUGUUUUCAAUAUGCUGAAGAACUGGGAGAUUCUGCCCAACGAUAAGCCUGCCUUUUCAGCUUAUUCGCGUGCCUCUGGCCAGGAGUGGUUCUUCGCUGACAUCAGUAAAGAAGUAAUUCGAAAUAUCAUGAUGGCCAUCAGUCCAUCUGCAGGGAAAAAGACUCCUCUGUGGGCCGCGAUUGAGAAUUUGCAGAGAGGAACUUCAUGGCACUACACACGUGCAUUCUUGGUCCUUGAGGCUCGUUACUUUCAAGCUACAUCUCUAGGUCUCCCAGUGGAGAUCACCAAAUACUAUAAUUCCCUCACAGCCAUAACUGUUAAUGCUAAAGCUGCAGUAAAUCCACUCCCAACUGAACACCUUGGACAGCUACUUACAUCUGAUAUUACAUUAGACACGGAUGGUUUUGCUGGUGUCACCAAAGACUAUUGGGUUUUCUAUGGGAUCAGCACAGAGUUGUUCCAGUGUGGCUCUGAGUUGAAGAACAAAGUCCCGAUUGCCCUGCCAUGGAAACUUUCUGCCAAAAUCAAUGUGGCAGAAAAGAAAUUUGAACUGGACUUCCCCCCUUGCAAAGAAGAGAUCGAGUUCAUUUCUUUGAGAUCCGAUGUGUCUGCAGUCUCCAGAAACAUUGAGGAGCCAGACUCAGCCAAAAUCACCCCUUUAAUCCCCACUGCUGUUAACUCCAGUGAUGCAGUUGUCCACAUGGAUCCCGCUGGAGCGCGGCCUGAGCCACAACAGAUCCUUACACCAAACACCUGGCGUCCAACUUCCAAAAUGUGUGCCGAGAGUAACACCUACGGAGUGGGGCUCUGUAUGGAGUAUGAGUUGAACAGACAGUAUUUUAAAGAGGAGUACCCAUUGUACUACUUCCUUGGUUACACCCACAUGGCCUUUAAAAUCAUUCCAGCCCAGACAAACAAGGCAGUUGACAAGAUCCACUUUGAGGUGAAUGCCAACCCCAGCAGACAUCCAGUGGGAGCACGCCAACUGCUCGAGACGCUGAGGAGGCUUUCCGAGGAAGCAGUCCAGCGGUCGUCAGACUCAGCCUCAACUGUCAGAGGACCUCAUCACAGCCACGGUGACAUCUCAAUGGCCUGGAACUCGACACCUGAGCCUGCCUUCAGUUUUAAAGCCCUCGCCAUGAGUGGGAACCAGAAGCCCGGGGGUUACGACGCAGCCAUGUUUUAUACACCCGAGGCAACCAUUCAGAACGCCCAGCUAAUUGUAUCCCAGGUUGGAGAGAACACCAACUGGAAGAUGUGUGUUGACACCAGCAUGGACGUCCACGCAAAGGUGGAGGCAAAGGCACAUGUGAAAUGGGGAGCUGAAUGUCAGAGCUAUGAAAUGUCAAUGGGAGCCACUGCAUCUCAACCUCCUGGUUCCAUGCCAACUGUGAAAGCCAAAGUACACUGGACCAGGAUCCCAGAAUACAUGACAGAGAUGGGCACAAGAAUACAGAGCUAUAUUCCUGGCGUUGCUCUGUUUCUUGGCUUCUACCAGGAAAAUGAGAGAAAUGCCAAGCAGGAAGUGUCUGCAUCAGUGUCUGCUGCCUCUUCAGACAGCAUUGAUGUGAAGAUCAAAUUCCCACAGUAUACAGUGUCCCGCCAUGGCAUGUCAUUUCCAGUGCCAUCUGCUGGUUUUCAGGAGUUUCAGCAAAACGUCACAAUGGCUGGAAUCGGACAAGCAUGAAAAAAUAUGACGGUACCCCAUCGAAGUUUGAUCCGGUCUGCAUCGUUUAGAUGAAAUUUGUUGAUAAAAAUGUGGCAUUAUGAAAGAAAAUUAGUGAUCCGUUCACUAUUUUCAGUGGAAAUAUAAAAAAAUAAAAAUGAAAGCAGUGUUGUAUAAUUGUCUGCAUCUACUUAUAAUUUUACUAAAAACUCCCAUUAUUAAAAAACACAUGGAGCAACA
Messenger RNA from Menidia menidia (Atlantic silverside), 4054 nucleotides. The record is from the annotation of a GenBank genome assembly. NCBI's taxonomy places the organism in Eukaryota, Metazoa, Chordata, Actinopteri, Atheriniformes, Atherinopsidae.